GACUAGAUAGUCUUGUUCAUCUCAAUUGAAAAGUACAUAGUAUCGUGGUCCUUCCUAUAUCUUGAGACCUUCACAUAGACACACAUAAAAAACGGAAACUAUGGCCAUGCGUCGCAUUAAUCGUUACAACUUCGCCGUCGUGCUCUUCGUAGCACUUGGCUCCUAUACUUAUGGCUUCAACUCGUCAAUUUUUGCCUCCGUUACGGGGCUGCCGUCCUUCUACACCUAUUUCGGCUUGACCACAAGCGGUCCUCGUGCAGACUGGAGUACACAGAUGCUUGGCGGUGAUGUCAACAUCGGCAUGUUCCUCUUCGGCCGCGGUCUUCAGGGAUUCACCUCUGGCAUGAUCGAUACCAUUUGCCCGCUUUACCAAUCUGAAGUUGCACCGCCCCACGCUCGUGGACGCAUGGUCGGCCAGCACGCAUUCCUCCUCGUUUGUGGUUAUGCUGGUGCCAGUUGGGUUGGCCUGGGCACCUACUUCGAGGAGAAUUCCGCUGUCCAAUGGCGUCUCUGCAUGGCUUUCCAGGCGCUCGCCCCUAUUGUGCUGCUGAUUGGGAGCCCUUGGCUUCCCGAAUCACCUCGUUACUUGAUCUAUAACGGCCAAGACGUCGAGGGCCUCGACGUGCUGAAAAAGCUUCACCAUACUAUCGAAGACGCCGAAGAUUCGUUUGCGCGGCAGGAAUUUAUGCAGAUCAAAGGACAAGUCGAGAUCGACCGUCAUUCUGAGCUGUCCUGGCUCGGGCUGUGGCGCACCGCUGCUACUAGAAAGCGACUAUUAUUUGGGUUUUUUGUCAUCGCGGCAGCCCAAAGUAGUGGCGUCUUGGUUAUCAACAACUACCAAAUUAUCCUCUAUGAGGGCCUGGGGAUCACGGGUUGGAAGGCUUUGUUGCUCCUCGGCGUGUAUACCUCAUGGGCUGCGUUUAUGAAUUGGGUAAACGCGUGGCUGCUAGACCGGGUCGGUCGUAUAAAGCUUAUGUGUUUUGGUAUGACUAUAGCAGCCAUUAUGAUGGCAUCUUGCUACGUUUACCUUUCCGAGAUCUUUCCUACGUGGAUGCGUGCUCAAGGUGUUUCGUUUUCCGUGGCCGGUUUAUUCACCACGACAUUGGUCUAUACUGGGUCGGCAUCUGCAGCUUUUGCGGCAAUCGGCUGGAGGUACUAUCUUGUCUUCAUCAUCGUCCCAAUUGCGUGCGUUGUCGUCAUUUGGUUCUAUUUCCCUGAAACCAACGGCCUCAGCCUCGAAGAGAUUGGCAGACUGUUCGGUGAUAGUGUGGCCCCCGAUCUGAACGAUAUGCCUUCUGAGGGGGCCCAGAUCAUUGGACAGGAUGCGAGGGUAGUUACGGUUGAGGAGGCAUCAACGAAGUCUGAAAAGGGACGACAAGGCUUUUAG
Molecule: messenger RNA, 1387 nt
Organism: Truncatella angustata
Lineage: Eukaryota; Fungi; Ascomycota; Sordariomycetes; Amphisphaeriales; Sporocadaceae
Exons: 5
Coding region: 101-1387 (428 amino acids)
Biological process (GO): carbohydrate transport; transmembrane transport
Cellular component (GO): membrane
Molecular function (GO): carbohydrate:proton symporter activity
Source: RefSeq, a predicted model, not a curated record